GAUGGAGGACGGGGGGAUCCGAGCCGGGAAGGGCAAGGCAGCGCAGGGCGUGCUGCCGUGCCGAGCCGGGUAAGGAAUCCUCUCCGGACCUGCAGCCCCUGAGCCGAGCGGUGGAAACGAGCUCUCCGUGCUCCUCUCUGCUGCUUAAAUGCGCCACAUCGCCCCGCUGGCAGGGGGCUGCGGCUCGGAGCAGCGCGGCGAGGGAAGCUGCAGAACAGCAACUGACUGCUUUGCCUGGGAAUGAAUAUAUGCAGACUAGACAGACGUGCAUUGGAGGUGCUUGAUGUUCUUUUGUAUAAAGAUCUUAGGAAACCAAAUGCAAGGACUUUAACCAACUCCAGACUCAGAGAAGGGUGGAAAAUCUCCAACUACUGCGUUUAGUACUGCAAGAAGCCUUCUGAAUCUCCCUAAGCUGGAAUGCUUGCGGCUUUCUCUACAGGAUUAUAAGCUUUGAUAUUCAGAAGAGCAAAACUGAAAAAUGCCAUCUGAGAGGUGCCUGAGCGUUCAGGAAAUGCUGACAGGUCAGAGGCUUUGUCAGUCGAGCUCCCAUAACGAUGCUGUCCUGGCAGCCCUGAACCAGCAAAGAAGUGAUGGCAUACUUUGUGAUAUCACCCUUAUUGCUGAAGAGCAGAAAUUCCAUGCACAUAAGGCAGUCCUGGCAGCCUGUAGUGACUACUUCCGAGCAAUGUUCAGUCUCUGCAUGGUUGAAAGUGAAGCUGAUGAGGUGAAUUUGCAUGGUGUCACAAGCCUAGGUUUAAAACAAGCCCUGGACUUUGCAUAUACUGGACAGAUCCUUUUGGAGCCAGGGGUGAUACAGGAUGUGCUAGCAGCUGGAAGUCAUUUACAGCUGCUGGAGCUUCUCAGUUUAUGUUCUCACUAUCUCAUUCAGGAAUUAAAUAGUUUUAAUUACUUGGACCUGUAUAAGCUUGCGGACCUCUUCAACCUCACUUUGUUGGAGAAUGCAGUGGUUGACUUCUUAGUAAAACAUCUCUCUGAGCUAUUGAAGAAUCAUCCUGAAGAAGUCCUGGCACUCCCAUACUGUCUUCUUCGAGAGGUUUUCAAAAGUGAUAGACUCACUUCACUCAGUGAAGAACAAAUCUGGCAGCUGGCCGUGAGGUGGUUGGAGCACAACUGCCGCUACCAGUACAUGGAUGAGCUUCUCCAGUAUGUCCGCUUUGGCCUUAUGGACGUGGAUACUCUGCAUACGGUAGCUCUUUCUCAUCCUCUUGUCCAAGCCAGUGAAACUGCGACAGCACUUGUUAAUGAGGCCUUGGCUUACCACCAGAGCAUCUAUGCACAGCGUUGGCAAACCAGAAGGACAAAACCUCGCUUCCAGUCAGACACUCUUUACAUUAUUGGUGGGAAAAAGCGUGAAGUCUGUAAAGUGAAGGAGUUGCGAUACUUCAACCCGGUUGAUCAAGAGAACGUUCACAUCGCGGGGAUCGCAAACUGGAGUGAGCUAGCACCCAUGCCGGUAGGGAGAAGUCACCACUGUGUGGCUGUCAUGGGAGACUUCCUUUUUGUAGCUGGUGGAGAGGCUGAGCACUCCACUGGCCGCACCUGUGCGGUGAGAACUGCCUGCCGCUAUGACCCCCGCACCAACUCGUGGGCCGAGAUAGCUCCGAUGAAGAACUCGGAGCACUUUGUGCUGGGAGCAGUAGACGAGUACCUCUAUGCAGGGGGCAGAAAUGAGUUGCGCCAAGUUCUGCCUACCGUGGAGUGCUACUGCCCCAAGAAGAACAAGUGGACCUUUGUGCAGUCCUUUGAUCGAUCGCUUUCGUGCCAUGCAGGAUAUGUGGUGGAUGGUCUUCUUUGGAUAUCAGGAGGAGUAACAAACACCGCACAGUAUCAGAACAGGCUUAUGGUCUAUGAUCCCAAGCAGAAUAAGUGGUUAAGCCGUAGCCCAAUGCUGCAGAGGAGAGUGUAUCACUCCAUGGCUGCUGUCCAAAGGAAACUGUACGUGUUAGGUGGGAACGACCUGGACUACAACAAUGACCGGAUCCUGGUUCGGCACAUAGACUCUUACAGCAUAGACACUGACCAGUGGACGCGUUGCAGCUUCAACAUGUUGACAGGUCAAAAUGAGUCUGGAGUCGCCGUCCACAAUGGUAGAAUAUAUCUCGUUGGCGGCUAUUCGAUUUGGACAAAUGAGCCUUUGGCAUGUAUCCAGGUGCUGGAUGUUAGCAAGGAAGGGAAGGAAGAAGUUUUCUAUGGGCCUACGCUCCCAUUUGCUUCCAACGGAAUAGCGGCGUGCUUUCUCCCAGCUCCUUACUUCACAUGCCCCAACCUUCAGACUCUGCAAGUGCCUCACCACAGGAUCGGCACAAUGUGAGACAAGAAACGUGUACUUCAUAAAAUCAGACAUGGAAGAGGAAAAAUCAGACCCUGUGUAUUGAAGGGUUUCUUUGGAUCUGUGAAAAGAAUCAAUCCCCAUGGGCUGCUGCUUUACCUUCACACAUUUGUCUUAAAGUCGGAUCACAAUAGGCAGGAAGGAGGCUACAAAAACUGUGGUUUCUCUCCUCUGCCUCAGAUGCAGAGGCAUAUAUGUGAGAGCACUUGGCAUUUCUGCUGGUGACUACUUGCUGCCUGUCUCUGUUUAAUCUCCUUAUGCAACUUCGUUAAGGCAUUGCGAAUGCUCUCAGCUCCUUCCUGGGCUGCUGUUCUUUGGAGUCUGCACGUUCAGUUGUUCACCAAUGGCACUUUCAAAGAUGAUAGAAAGUAGUGUUUAUGUUGACAAAGAUGAUAUAAUACUAUGGUAAUUAUGCAACUUACUUGAUACCGUUGGCAAAAAGAAUAACAAAUGUGCUGACUUCCAAUUCCGAACUCCAUCGUUUACAGUUUCUCAUUUAAUAAUACUUCAUUUGAAAUUUAAAUACUGUGAAGCAGAUUAAAACAAAAAAUAAAAAACAAACAAGCCCUGUAGUAUAUAAGGAUCACACAAAAAUUUGUGAAAGACAAAGACACUGAGGCUUCACAGUUAAGCACAAGUCUGAACUGAAUGUGUUUGUCUUAGAAUCUAAAGAUCAUUUGGGAUAUCAUUACCAAGGUCUACUAUCAAAUAAAUGUUACCUUCUGUCAUAUGA
This is a messenger RNA of Cygnus olor (mute swan), 3083 nucleotides long. RefSeq names its product kelch like family member 32 (gene KLHL32). Lineage: Eukaryota; Metazoa; Chordata; Aves; Anseriformes; Anatidae. The record is from RefSeq and is a predicted model, not a curated record. Gene Ontology annotation, molecular function: protein binding.